AUGUCAUCGCCCACAGAGUGCAGUAUUUCGUCCAGCGCUCUUCCAGAAAACAUAGAUACCACACUACCAAUUACAUUCCCAUUUCCCCUCGAGGACAAUGACGACGCGAACAUUGAGGAACGUAGGGCAUUCUGGGAUUCACCUACCGUUUUCCAAUGGUUCAAUGAACGUGGAUAUACACUAUACAAGCGGGAGGAAGAGGAAUGGGGUGGGCCAGCAUGGACGACGAUCCCAGCUCUGCCCUGUGAGACCUGUGGCAACCUGGACUACCCGUACCCACACUACAACCUCGAAGGGAGGUACGGCCUUCCUUUAGCCCUUCGCACUUCCGAGAUUAUGGGCAAAAUUGUAUAUGCUCAAGACAAUCAGAACCCAUCUCAUCAUGUGGCCAUCAAACUUAUCAUGACCGACUCAGAAGAGCGUCGUAUCCUCGAAUUUCUGAAGUCUCAGAAUUUAGCAGUGCUGAAAGAAAACUGCGUUGUCCCCGUUCUGGAUAUCCUCUCGAAUGGUCGUUUCUCUUUUGCUGUUAUGCCGAGGUGGGGACCAUGUUUGCACCUCCCAAACGGCGGUUCUAUCAAGAAUGUCGUUCGAAUUAUGCAUUCGAUGCUCAAAGCGGUGGCAUUCUUGCAUAGACACAAUAUCCUUCAUCGUGAUAUCAAGUUUGCCAACGUUCUUGUUAGCCAUUUCUCGGACGAUACUACAUCGUACACCGAAAGCGCUGCUCGGGAACAGCUACGAUCGUCCAACAGCCUGAUCUAUUGUCUCUUCGACUUUGAUAUCUCCAUGAUGCUCCCGCCAGAUGUAGACAAAAGGUGCUACAGAUUACCAUAUCGUCUAUCCUGGGAUGGCACGUUUUGCCAGCCCAAAGACACUGCGCAAGGUGAAUUUGAUUACAAUCCGUUUGCGUAUGAUGUGGGCACACUGGGAAGGGUAUUUUGCAUUCAAUACCAGCACCUAUCCACGCUUAUACCGAUGUUCGCACCGUUUCUUGACAGAAUGACAACACGGGAUAUCUCGUCUCGGUUUACUGCUGCUGAAGCACUAGACUUUUUCGAAAAAUUUCUGCCGGAUAUUUCAGCUGACAUUCUGGAGCUCGAAGCACCCGAGAAACCCUCAGAACCCAAGGACCAGAGCUAUGACGUGUAUGACCGAUGGCAAGGUGUUUCUCCUGAUUUUGCGCGCAAGUGGGCAGCAUUUCGAGAACCGAGAAUUCCUCUAUCGAUUAAGAUACUUCGAUGGAUAUGCUCUUUUAGACAACUGGCACAUAUUGUUCCUGCCGUGCGUCUCUUCUUCCUUCCUUUGUACAAUUUGGCCCCUCGGACUGUCAUGUGCCUUCGCAGCCUCUUGAGUUAUCCUGAUAGAAAAUGA
Molecule: messenger RNA, 1368 nt
Organism: Cyclocybe aegerita
Lineage: Eukaryota; Fungi; Basidiomycota; Agaricomycetes; Agaricales; Hemipholiotaceae
Source: the annotation of a GenBank genome assembly